Messenger RNA from Electrophorus electricus (electric eel), 1938 nucleotides. NCBI's taxonomy places the organism in Eukaryota, Metazoa, Chordata, Actinopteri, Gymnotiformes, Gymnotidae. The record is from RefSeq and is a predicted model, not a curated record.
UUUAAGAUGGAACACUCAGGAGAGUUAUGUUGCCGUGAUUGCAACAUGGAAUUUAACUCUGCAAGUCUUUUGGAUAAACAUAAGGCCAGGUUUUGCACUGGAAGCAUCUUAGGAGACCCAAUGGCAUUCCGAAAAAUUCAAGUGGAAAUCACUAAGCCAGAGAAAACUGCUUUGGGAUUCCCUUCCAGAAAGACACAGACACCUGAUUUAAUUUGUCUGAGAGAACAGAGGAAGAAGCUGGUGAGGCAGAGGGACAGUCCGGAGAGUCACCCCCAGCGCAGCACAGCUGAGGGCCUGCCUCUGAGCCAGCUCACUGAGGAGUUUUACAAGCUGAGGAUGUCCGUUGAAGAGAACGAGCUCAGAAGGCAAACGCAGGGCCUGGGUCCAGGCAGCCAGUGUCUUAAUAAAGAGAGGCUUCAGGAAGUGUCUGAGCACCAUGGGCAAAAGCUGGCUGAGAUUAAAGCAUACACCCACCACCUGGAGCGGCAGAGAGAAGAUAUUGAGCAGCAUCUCAUGGGCUUUUCCGGGAAGGGUAGCAUGAAUUAUCCGGAGAAGGUUCUUCAGGACCUCAAAAAACAGGAGCUGAGGAAUGAGGAGUUUCUUUGCCAGCUCAGCACUCAGCUCAACCGCCUGUGGGGGAUGAAAGAAGGGCAUGCUCACUCAGAGCUUCUCAAGGACAAGAAGACACAACAUUUCAGCUUUGAGCCGAUGUUCUCUGUGGAUGGCCUGGUCUCCACACAGAUAAGAUCUUUGCGGCUAGCAUACGUGCAGGCUGGAGGUGCUGAUCCAGAGGUUUUGGCCCACAUGCAUGACCUUCAGGCUGAAGCCUAUGUUCUGGAGCAGGUCACACCUAGAGCUGAGCACAAGUCAGGGAAAAAACGUGAGUGGAACAGUUCGGAUAUUUGGGUGGUGGAGCGAGAGAACCAGAAGCUAGAGGAAGAGAUUCUCAGAAUGCAACUAGCAAGGGAGAGAUGUAGAGGGAAUGAAGCUGGUUCAGAAAGCCAUCCGAUCCAGAGGCGCCACAUCGACGAGAUAGCCAGCCUACAGGCAGAGGUCUUCAGCCUGAGGAGGGAAGUGGACAGAGGCAGGGAGGGUCAAGCUCUGGUCCCUCUGCCUACCUUUUCUGGACGCCAUCUAGCCCAGAUAAAGCCAACUGAUUAUAGCUCCAAGCAGCAUUCACUGAUGGGUAUGCAUGUGCUGGACCCUAAGGAGACCCUUGGUCCUGCCCCUUAUGAUUCUACGGCUGGAUUUAUCAUCUUCUAUGACAUAGUACUGGGUGUGGAUGCUACUUUUAGAACACUUCGUCUGGUAGCCAGGCUGUACAUUGGAGGGCAGGAGAUGGAAUGGCCCACUCGCAUGCCCCCUGUCCAGUGUCAUCCUGCUGGGGCUCUGACUGGUCCACUGAGCACUCAUUCUGGAAACUAUGCAUUACUGGCUGUCAAACAGCCUGUGCUAAGGAUGCAACCAUCUCCAGCCCUUUCUUUGGUGGUGGAAGUACAGGCUACCGGGGGUCUUGGAUCAUAUAGUGAGAAGGAGAGCCAAGAGCCGGUGCCUCAAGGCUGGGCAAGGCUGCUGCUCUUUGAUGAAUACAAUCAGUUUCAGAGUGGAUUCUGGAGGGUUCCAUUCCGCUGUCUGCCUGUAAUGCCUUCCCUUGGCACAGACCAACUCAACCCUGUACCUCAGCUGGGUGACAUGGAAAUUUGUCUUCGUGUAGUUAAUGCUCGAGAUGGAGAUAUUCAGUCUCUUGCCAAGAUUGAUCCUAACAAUACAGGCCAUUACAAGCACCCACCAGAGGAGGUUUCACAAUCGGCGACAGUCUUGGCUGGCCAAACACAUCUGAUCACAUUACAACAUUCAUCCAGCCCUUUUCUUUCAUCACAACCACAAAAUGAUUGGUCGUCCUCAAUGGAAGGAGAGUUUACACAGGCACGAGAAUGA